Babesia bovis T2Bo is the source of this 4242-nucleotide messenger RNA. RefSeq names its product variant erythrocyte surface antigen-1 alpha subunit. NCBI's taxonomy places the organism in Eukaryota, Apicomplexa, Aconoidasida, Piroplasmida, Babesiidae. The transcript has 3 exons. The record is from RefSeq and is a predicted model, not a curated record. Bases 56 to 4063 code for a protein of 1335 amino acids.
CAGACCACUACCACACCACUGUGAGUACUGUUGAGUACUCCUAAAGGCACUGACAAUGGCCCCUGCAAGCGCUUUCACGCCGAAGGCGUCACUAACCGACGCUCCCACCAACCUGAAGGAGGCCAUUGACUGGGUCCUGAGGGUUACUGGUAGGGAUGGUAAGGCACUGAGUGAUGAUGAAUGUAUAUGUGGCCUGGCGGCGGCAGUGACUGACCUACUGCAGUCAGUAGAACUGGAGUACCAUGGCUAUCAAGGUGAUGUUAUGAAUGGUAGUCCUGACGCUGCUGACAAAACCAAAACCAAAGGCGCCACUCAACAGCAAGUCAAAGGCCACCUUAAUGGACUCUUCUCCCUAGUCCAGGGACUAGGUGGCACUGCAGUGGUACGGACCUAUAUAGACCAGCUGGCACAGGUACUCAGUGCACUCGUUGGGUGGAGUAAGAUAGUGAAGUGUUGGGACAAGGGCAAGUGCAAGGGGACUAAUGGCGAUAGCAAACCGCACGGCCAAAGUGGCAGUGGUGGCACUGGUGGCAAGUGCCAAUAUUUAGAGGAUGUAAAGCAUGAGAACAAGUGUGAGACGUGUGGGUGUAUGAAAUGGGAAGUGCCCAAGCCGGGUGAACACAGUAAAGGACACCAUCUGGGCAGGGGGUGUACAAGGUGUAGUGAUAGUAGUGAUCAGUGUCAGUGUAGUAGUAGUGGUGAUUGUAGUUCUGGCAAGGAGUGUAAAUGCGCUUUAGCAGGCAAAUGCUGCAAGUGUUGUUGUACGAAUUGUAGGGGGAGGUGUAAGAAUGGUUGGGGUGGAGAAAAAGAAUGUAUAUGUAAAAACGCAGAGGACAGCUAUCGAUCGGCAUACCCAGGAGAAACAUAUUAUAAGAGAACAUCAUACGUUGAAUCAAUAAAAAUAGAAAACACACCAUCGUGGAACAAUCUACAGCACUUACCACCUGGUAGUACUAUCAAUAGUACUACUAUUACUCAACGCCGUCACCACUGUGCCCGGAUCCUACUAGGCUCAGUAUGCCUCAUAUGGAGUGGACUCACUUAUAUGUAUUGGACUGGUAAGUGGGCCAAGGGUAGUCCCCGUUGGAACAACCAUAUCCUGGAUGGUACGGGUCUAGAUGACGGUACCCUGUCCCAAUGGCUACAGGCCUUAGGGUUCCCUAAAGCAAUGCUUAAUAAUAGUGGGCCACAGAAUCGACUUGAUAAGGUCAUAUGGGAUGGACUUAGUGAUAAGUUGCUUCUAGGGUUUGCUAAGCCUAGUGGCGCCACUGGCUGGGACAGUGAGGGUAAUACAGCAAGGAAUCCAUUCGCUAUGAACUAUGCCGGUUUGGUACAUACUAUACAUAGGGAUUCAUUCAACAAUGAUGGUGCUAUUGUGUUCCCUAAUGGCUCUUCCUCAAGUAGUAAUGACAUUGACCAGCACAAACGAGGUGCUCUCUUCAAGCUCUAUAUUCUAUCAUGUGCUUACUUUACAGGGUUACAGAACAAAGCUCCGCCGAAGGCGGACAAUAAAGCUCCCCGUACUAUCCGGGAAAUCCUCUACUGGCUAAGUGCAUUGCCCUAUAGUCAGGCAUAUCCAAUGAUAUUGAAGCAUGGUAAGCAUAGACUAACCGAGGUACUCAAAAAACCCGAUGGGAGUGACUCUAGUACUGACAAUGACCAGAAACAACUGAAGUUUCACCAGACAGGCCGCACAGCACCCAUUACCGUUCAUGAAUUCAACCUGUUUGCCCACUUCCAAGCGGUGACUCAGUACUGCCCACUGGUGCUCAUAGGUAUCCAGGGUGGACUACACAGCACUAACAGCAGUACUCCUGCCAUUCAUUCCCUCUAUGCCAACACUGAAUGCCACUUCACCUAUCCCACUGUGUCCAUCCAAGCAUACAACCAAGUGGUCCACUACAUUAGGGCUCUAUUCUACCAGUUAUACUUCCUUAGGAAGCAAUGUGCAGUUAAAGUCACUUGUGGAGGGAAAUGGCGUGAGUGUAGGUAUGGCAGUGGAGUGAUUGGGAAGGAUGUAGUUAGCUGGAUGUGCCUGGGGUGUAGCCCCAUGGAGCAUGAUAGGAAAAAGAGGGUUGAGAAGGUAAAUGGGGAGUUGGGGAAAGUAUUGCCCCAGGGGAAAUCAGAGGAAGAAGAUGAUGAAGCUAUUGCAAAGACUUUGAAAACAUUAUUGGAGAAUAUCGGAGAAGUAGUGGUGCAAUUGGGUAAUGCACAGGAGGCAUUGGAAAGGAGGAAGGGAAUAGAUGGGGUGAAGCGGGCACUAGAUAGGGCUAAGGAUGGACUACAGAGGGCUAAAGAGAAUGAUGGGGAAAACGUGGGAACUAGGUUAUAUGGGAUACUAGAGGAGAAGGUGGAUGAAGGGGUGGAGGAUAAGCUGAAGGAUAAUCUAACAAAGGUUAAGGAUGCACUAAACGCAUUGACGACGAAUGGUGGUAAUGGAAAACUGAAGGAUGUAGUGGAUAAACUAGGUAACGAUCCCAGCAGUGCUAAGGAUAAUAUAAGUGCUGCUAUCCAUAACGUACUAGAAGUACUGAGGGCACUAAUGAAAGGACUUGAAGCAGCAGGAAAAAAUGAAGAGGCAAAGAAGAAACUGGGUAACCAUCAAGAAGCACUGCUCAAUGCCACAAGCAAACUCAAAGAGAUAUGCAGCAUCGCCAGGUGCCCAGGAUGUAACGACCAUUCCAAGAAGUGUGGCCAAAAGCCAGUGCCCACCACCUGUAAUACCUGCCACCAACAAUACAUGGACGGCUUUCCCUCCCCCCUCCAGGCAUUCCUCGAGGAUAGGCUACCAGGUUUUAGUUGUGACGAAGUGGUGAACGAUGACAAGGACAAUCCAGAUUAUCCACCCGCUGCAUCCCACCUAGAACACUGUAAUGGCUCAGGCCAGUGCUGCCCACUGCCAAUGGGUUUCAGGGGGCAGUUCCUCAAGGGAGGCAUCAGUGAUUGUACCGGCAAACGCCUUUACGGCAUCCUCUACUUCUUCAGUAACGGGGACAUGAUGCAGUCGUGUGUUUAUACACUAGUGAGGGUCACAGCCGCACUCAGUGCUACGACACCACAGGUAUUGGGUGAUGUCUUUGGGUUCUUUAGAGGUGGUGUGGGAAAUCCAGAGCAACAGGAGGGGCAACAGAAGGGGACAAAUGCCAACAAAUGUGACCACAGUAAGAAGCUGUCUGAUAAAAAAACUGAUGACUACUUUUGCGGCUGGUGUGCCUCAGGGUUACGGGAUGAAGUAAAGAAGAUAGAGUGGAUACCAUUUGACAGUACUCCAGGUGGACAAUACCUGAGCACUGUCGGUAAAGCGCUCAGAGAUAUUAAGGGGGAUAAGGGCAGUAGUGGCAAACAGACAGGCACUACUUCCCUCUCGACCCUGACCAAGGAUUCUGAGUACCUUUCCCCCCUAACCGGUGAGCUUUAUACAGCGGUGAGUGCUACGUUCGGCAGCACAUACCUCUCAUGGGUACUAUACCUAUCAGAUUCCCUAUACUGGGGAUUACAGUCACUUGCCAGUGAGUUCCUUCAGAUUGAAUGCCGUGGUUGUAGAGAGUGUGAUCCCAAUAAGUGCAAGAAGGGACAUCAUGGAGCAAGUAGUGAUGGACAGUGUGGAUGCCAAUCGAUCGUCUCAUGUACCGGGGUACUGCCGGUAUUGUACAGACAUGGCUUUAGCUAUGGUAACCCAUUCAAUCUGGAGGGGUACCAGCAGAAGGAUAAGGACAAGGGGGAUUAUAGUAUACAGAAGGCACAGAGUACUAAGCAUUGUCAUCAGUUCUUGGACAGUAUCAAUGCAGUGAUCAAGACAGAGAGUACCACUCCCCUCACCAACCUCCUCUCCCAGGUCGGCAAACUCCAAUACGACAUACGGCUCCCCUGGAUCUUUGUUCUCACGGUAGCUUGGCUAGUAGCGGUACUGUACCUGGCCUUUGGAGCCAUAUGGCCACUGGACUGGACACAUAUGAGGUCGCAUUGGUUACGGGGUGGAGAACACCAGUGGCAAUGCAUGUGGUAUAAGGUGAUGACGGGACGCAAAGGAAUGGCACUGGUGGAGUAUUUUGGUAAGACAUAGUGGCGCCUUCGGCGCAACGGUGCUAAAUGAUAUACACUAGUGUCACUCACUAUAUAUAGUAGCGGUAUAGGUAGUGAUCCUAUAAUGGGCAUUAACAGGGUACACAUUCCGGUGAAACCAGUGCAUUAAGCAGUGCUAAUAUAGAGUAAGUGGGAUAUCUGUGGAAGGCUGCAGUUAGU